UUUGUCACAUGGUCACACAACAUCAGCAUGUUAUUUAGCGGGACUGGGGCCGGUUUCUGAUCAGGUGUCCUGCUCCAUCUUCAUCCCUGAGGAGCAGCUGCUCUCCUCCUCCUCCUCGUCCAUCAGCCAUGAGCGACAGCGACGAUGACGACGUUCCUACGCUGUCGGCUCACACUCUGGCCGCCCUGCAGGAGUUUUACAACGAGACCAGGACCGGUCCGGCUCACAGCACGUCUCCAUCAGACCAGUUCACUGUGGGGGCGGUGGAGGAGGACUGGAGGAUGAGUCAGUUCUGGUACAGUGAUGAAACAGCUGCUCAGUUAGUUGAAGAGGUCGUACGUGAAGCUGGAGAGGGAGGCAGGAUAGCGUGUGUGAGUGCGCCCAGUGUGUACCAGAAGCUAAAGCAGGGUGCGGUGGAUGGUUCAGACCGGGUGUCUGCUGUCGUGCUGGAGUACGACCGACGCUUCGCCACCUACGGAGAUGACUUCAUCUUCUACGACUACAACGAGCCGCUGUCUCUUCCGGCCGACGUGGCUCCUCAGAGCUUCGACAUCGUCCUGGCCGAUCCGCCCUACCUGUCCGAGGAGUGUCUGAGCAAAGUGGCCAAAACCAUCAAGCACCUGAGUAAAGGCAAAGUGCUGCUGUGCACAGGAGCCAUCAUGGAGAAUCUGGCCAAGGAGCUUCUGGAUGUAAAAAUGUGCAGCUUCCUGCCGAAGCACAACAGAAACUUGUCCAAUGAGUUCCGCUGUUUUGUCAACUAUCCGUCUCGCCUGCUGUCCAGCUGAGGAGCCGAACCCCUGUCCGAUCAACAUUCUGACUGUUCAGUCUGAUGGACGGAGGACAUUGUAGACAUUUAAAUCCAUGGUUAAUACUGAACGGCUACAAAUGGACUUGGGACAGUUCGUUUAUUGAAUAUAAAUUAUUUGAUAACCUGCUGUUCGUGAACUGUAAGCUGGUCAGACAUUUUAUGAAUCAAUUAAAGGAGAACUCCACCAAUUUAACAUGUCACUUUUGGAUUGUUUUGUGUGGAGUACUGCCUUUUAAAAACAUCGGUAUCCAACAGCCUUGUGUGAAUUAUGAGUUGUGAGCUAAUGGAAGUCAAAGGAGAUGUAGAGUGUGCGACCAAGGAAGUGAGGAAAGGAAAAACCCCUGAAACCUUAACGUGAGUCUCCUCACCCCUUCAGAGACUAAACUAGGGGUGGUUAAUCGGUCCUGUUUCAUUACGAUUACUGAGGUCUCAAAACACCAUAAAUGUAUUGCACCUUUUUUUUUUUACUCAUUUUAGAUGUAGUCUUUCACUCUGGUUAAUUUUGUCAUCACCUCGUGGAGAGGACGUUGAUUUGGUGGAGUGAGGCUUCAGGCGGCUGUCUUUAGCCCACGCAGCCUCCUCUGGAUGGAAGCGCGACAUGUGAGCCCUCAUCCAUCCAUCCAUCCAUUUUCUAUACCGCUUGAUCUAUCAGGCUCGCGGGGGAGCUGGAGCCUAUCCCAGCUGACUACGGCCGAGAGGCGGGGUACACCCUGGACUGGUCGCCAGUCAGUCGCAGGGCCGACACGCAGAUAACUAACACAGAUAACUACACACGCACGCACACACUCACCUAGGGACAAUGUAAAGUAGCCAGUUAACCUAAUGUGCAUGUUUUUGGGAUUGUGGGAGGAAGCCGGAGAACCUGGAAAAAACCCACGCAGGCACAGGGAGAACAUGCAAACUCCGCACAGAAGAGCUCAGGCCGGUGUUCGAACCUGGAGCCCUCAUGUUGCUAGUAUUGCCACAGUCAGGGGCGCUGGGGUUGAAAUUCAUCCCAGGAGCUUGGUUUGGAGAGGCCUUACCUAAAGUAAGGUACAUAUGCUCACACAUACUAUGCA
Toxotes jaculatrix (banded archerfish) is the source of this 1866-nucleotide messenger RNA. RefSeq names its product EEF1A lysine methyltransferase 1 (gene eef1akmt1). The record is from RefSeq and is a predicted model, not a curated record. The transcript has 5 exons. Lineage: Eukaryota; Metazoa; Chordata; Actinopteri; Toxotidae. Gene Ontology annotation, biological process: methylation. Bases 129 to 785 code for a protein of 218 amino acids. Gene Ontology annotation, molecular function: protein-lysine N-methyltransferase activity; nucleic acid binding.